UCGACCUUGUUGAGUCCCCAAAUUCCCACACCUAGUCUUGCGAGCACACCCAUCACUGUCAGCAUGCCCAACAACAUCCAAGCAGAUGCCGAGGUCAUUAUCUCCUCAGCUCUCAACGGCAUCGGGGGCAACCCCUACGUUGGCGUUCCCCUGAUCCUGCCUACCAUCCUUCCAAUCAACUUGAUUCAAAGGACUCCCGGUGUCCGGCCCCCAGUGGUACGUAUCAUCGUCCUCCCCCCUGCGCAUGAUGAAUACUUGAUCAUCUCACGUUCCUAUGUGGUGCAGUUCGUGUUCAAGCGAGUCGAAGGUGACAUAUACACACUUACCAUCAAUGGGAUGCCAGUCGUAGAGCUGGAAGGGAUGUUGUUUGCCGCGGUGGAGCAAGCCCCGCAAGAGUGGGUGAUUAAAUACAGAGAACUUCAAGAUGCAUACACGAUCACCAAGAGACUUGAUGCCCCCGAAGAAAUUGGAUGGAUCGCCCCGACCAAUGAAGGAAACCCGCAGCUCCGUGUUGGACCUCUCAAUGACACUCCGACAGCCCCACCUGGCCAAUACCCCCUCGAGCAGUUAUAUAGGUUCCAAUUUCCACUCUGAACGAUGGUUCAAAGUGUCAAAGUGCCGUGAUGAGCACGUUUGUCGGUGUAAGAAAGUAGAGAGUGUCGUGUAAAUGUUGAACCAUUGUCGUCUAUCUCAAUG
Messenger RNA from Pisolithus orientalis, 696 nucleotides. RefSeq lists its product as uncharacterized. The record is from RefSeq and is a predicted model, not a curated record. Gene Ontology annotation, molecular function: serine-type endopeptidase inhibitor activity. The transcript has 3 exons. Bases 64 to 594 code for a protein of 176 amino acids. Lineage: Eukaryota; Fungi; Basidiomycota; Agaricomycetes; Boletales; Pisolithaceae.